AACGAUAGAAGAAGCAACGUGAUAACUGGAAACGCCGCUUUAUUUUUGCAGAUAUUGUUUUUCAUAGCAGAAAACCUUUGAAAUAUGGCCAAACAUCAUCCGGAUUUGAUUUUUUGCCGCAAACAACCUGGCGUAGCCAUUGGACGCCUGUGUGAAAAAGAUGACGGAAAAUGUGUGAUCUGCGAUUCCUAUGUAAGACCAUGCACUUUGGUCCGCAUCUGCGAUGAGUGCAACUACGGAUCCUACCAGGGAAGGUGUGUCAUCUGCGGAGGUCCCGGAGUUUCCGAUGCGUACUAUUGCAAGUCCUGCACCAUUCAGGAAAAGGACCGCGAUGGUUGCCCCAAAAUCGUGAACCUGGGUAGCUCCAAGACUGAUCUGUUCUAUGAGCGCAAGAAAUAUGGAUUUAAACAGAACUACUGAUGUGCUCUCCACUACCUCAUACAUUUCUAAUAAAUUUUUAUUGUAGUUUAAUACAUAAACAAAGGGUUUUGAUAAAUGAA
Drosophila ficusphila is the source of this 500-nucleotide messenger RNA. RefSeq names its product PHD finger-like domain-containing protein 5A (gene Phf5a). The transcript is spliced from 4 exons. Bases 85 to 420 code for a protein of 111 amino acids. The record is from RefSeq and is a predicted model, not a curated record. NCBI's taxonomy places the organism in Eukaryota, Metazoa, Arthropoda, Insecta, Diptera, Drosophilidae. Gene Ontology annotation, biological process: mRNA splicing, via spliceosome. Gene Ontology annotation, cellular component: catalytic step 2 spliceosome; precatalytic spliceosome; U12-type spliceosomal complex.